This is a messenger RNA of Chinchilla lanigera (long-tailed chinchilla), 754 nucleotides long. RefSeq names its product ATP synthase, H+ transporting, mitochondrial Fo complex, subunit C3 (subunit 9) (gene Atp5mc3). The record is from RefSeq and is a predicted model, not a curated record. Bases 183 to 608 code for a protein of 141 amino acids. The transcript has 5 exons. NCBI's taxonomy places the organism in Eukaryota, Metazoa, Chordata, Mammalia, Rodentia, Chinchillidae. Gene Ontology annotation, biological process: proton transmembrane transport; proton motive force-driven ATP synthesis. Gene Ontology annotation, molecular function: proton transmembrane transporter activity.
GCCUUCUCCAUCCGGGUGCUGCGGCGCAAAUAAGAGCCGGACUGCGCCUGCGCGCCCAGCUCCACUCCUUCGACCUCUGCCGCCGCCACUGCCGCCGCCGCCUCGCGGAAAGAGAGGAAGCGGGAGAGGAGCCCACGUCGCCUGUCACCCACGUCCUGCUGCCGCGCCCUCCGGAGAGUAAAAUGUUCGCCUGCGCCAAGCUCGCCUACGCCCCCGCUCUGAUCCGAGCUGGAUCCAGAGUAGCAUACAGACCAAUUUCUGCAUCAGUGUUAUCUCGGCCAGAGGCUAGGACUGGAGAGGGCUCUACAGUAUUUAAUGGGGCCCAGAAUGGUGUGUGUCAGCUUAUCCGAAGGGAGUUUCAGACCAGUGCAAUCAGCAGAGACAUUGAUACUGCUGCCAAAUUUAUUGGUGCAGGUGCUGCAACAGUAGGAGUGGCUGGUUCUGGUGCUGGUAUUGGAACAGUCUUUGGCAGCCUUAUCAUUGGUUAUGCCAGAAACCCUUCGCUGAAGCAGCAGCUGUUCUCAUAUGCUAUCCUGGGAUUUGCCUUGUCUGAAGCUAUGGGUCUCUUUUGUUUGAUGGUUGCUUUCUUGAUCUUGUUUGCCAUGUAACAGAAAUUACUGCUUGAAAUGUUGGCACUCAUAGUAAUUACGGAUAUAAUUCUGUGUAUCUUACUGUGACUCUGAAAACUGUAGUGUUGGCGUCAUGGAAAUGUAUAUUAUUUCCAAAGUCAUUUCAUUAAAGAUGAAAACUUUAA